Molecule: messenger RNA, 1887 nt
Organism: Aspergillus pseudotamarii
Lineage: Eukaryota; Fungi; Ascomycota; Eurotiomycetes; Eurotiales; Aspergillaceae
Exons: 6
Coding region: 1-1887 (628 amino acids)
Biological process (GO): 3-(3-hydroxy)phenylpropionate catabolic process
Molecular function (GO): 3-(3-hydroxyphenyl)propionate hydroxylase activity; FAD binding
Source: RefSeq, a predicted model, not a curated record
AUGGUCAGCUACGAGCAAACCGACGUCCUAAUUUGCGGCUGCGGCCCAACAGGCGCAAUGGUGUCUGGAUAUCUUGGAAGAAUAGGUAUCCGGAACAUUGUCCUAGAUAAGGAGGCCGAUAUAACAACUGAUCCGCGGGGUAUCGCUCUCGACGACGACGGCAUUCGAGCUUUGCAGGGGUUGGGGCUCUAUGAGCACAUUUUCACGGAUAUUGGAUCACCAAUUCCGUGGAUGCGAUUUGUAGGGGGUGUUCAUCAUGAUCUGCACAGAAAGCCGUUUCUCUCAUUUGAUACCGCUUCGUCGGAGGGCAACACAGGACAUGUAGGAGCGAUGCGUCACAAACAGCCUGUCUUGGAGAGACACCUUCGCUCCGUUAUUGAUUCGUCGAAAUAUUCUGAGCUUAGGUCCAGCUGUACCUUGACAUCGAUCCAUGAAGACGACAACUGGGUUUAUGCUACCUACAGCGACUCUACUGGAAAGAAAAAUGCAAUUCAAGCUAAAUUUAUGGUUGGGGCUGACGGAAAGACUGGAUACACACGGAAGCUAUAUUUGGAGCCAAAGGGAAUUCGACUAGAAUGGGCAGAAAAGACAAGGUACAACGAAACAUGGGUUGCUCUCAAUUGGAAAAUACACCUUCCAACGCCAGCUACUCAUCCCCAGUUUCCACUGUGGAAGAUAGGUUAUUCUCCAGAAAUGGUGUACGAUCUAUUCUUUCCCGAGGACUUCCGCUUCCUCUGCAAUGCUCGUCGGCCAGCUGUCUGCGGCCGGUUUGGGCUUCCAAGUGACCGACUAUGGCGUUUCGAGUUUGUUGUCGCUCCUGGUGAAGACGGAACUGAGAUGGCCCAAAGGAAUAAAAUUAGAGAGGUGGUUGUUCCUUAUAUUACACACUCGGGAAGUCGCUACGGUCUGACCGAGGAUGUUGAAUACCCAGAGGACUGUAUUGAAGUCCUUCGUUCACGACCGUUUCGCUUCUCUGCUCGAAGCUGCAACAAAUGGGCUCUUGGUCGAACAAUCCUCUGUGGUGAUGCAGCGCAUGUUUUCCCCCCGUUCGGCGGGCAAGGAAUCGCAUCUGGGUUCAGGGACGCAAUUGGUCUUGCCUGGCGUUUAGCAAUUUUGUGCUCCUCAAAACACCCACUUGAUCAUCAGGCUAUCCUCGCUGCCUGGUACAAUGAACGGAAGCAACAGCUCGACAAAUCUCUCGCGGCUACAGUGCGGAACGGAGAUAUGGUCAAUACUAAGAACUUGCUCGAGGGAUUUAUUCGGGACUGGUCCCUAUGGUCAAUCCAACUAAUCCCUCAAUGGAAGCACUGGCUUGAGCGAGGACCCAGAGCUGAAGGCCCGAUUGAGUACUCUCACAGGCCAGGCCUUCCAUUUCUCCCCGAUCUAAAUGGCGGAGUUAGCUUUUCCCAGACCUACUGCGUGGCUAUUUCCGACACUCAGGAAAUUGUUCGAUUUACGGACGACGCUAUCUUUGCUUCGAGCAAGACGAAACUGUUUCAGAUUGUGGUUCUGUUGCCAAAUCUCCGGGCGCUAAAGCCGGCUCUAGAAGACCUUGGUGGAAUGGACCAGGACGGCAUGAGUCUCCUGUCUUCCAAUGAAGCCACAAUCUUUGUCCCUCGCAUCUCAGUAGCGGAAUUCGUGGAUGGCCAAGCCCCUGAGACUGUCACCGACAGGUUAUACCGCUCAGCCUCCGCGGAGGAGUUCAGUCGAAGCACAUUAUGUCAAGGCCGUCCCACACCGCGAGGAUACAGUGAAGAACUGAUGUGGCAGAGUGUGUCUGGAACGCGAUACAUUAUCCUACGGCCGGACCGGUUUGUUUUCGCGGCAUGUAAUACAACGGCAGAAUUGGAUCUGGCUGCAAAACAGCUGGAGAAGAUGUUUUCUUGA